AUGGAAUUGGAAAGGCGGGAGAGCGAUUGGCCCGUAGGGUUAUACGGUCUGCUGUCCACCUCGACGGGAUGCCCUGAGAGUGAGAACCAUGGAUGGACGACCACCUUCAUCAACCUCACCUACGUUGGCAACAACAGCAGCGACGGUAGACAAACGUGGACCAACAACCUGCCCCUGCUGGGACCCUACCAUUACCGGACCAUUCAGCUGAACCUGUGUGUGAGAAUGGAGGAUGAGGGGGGUGGGGGGAAGAUUGUUGAGGCAGGCAACGUUUCCCGUCCCACCUGGCCCCGGGGGUCCUACUGCCUGGUGAAGGUCGUCCCGGGGGAUUGUCCUACAGAUUUCCGCUACGACGCCAUGACACUUGCAAACUACGCUGUGACGACAACAGACAGAGACGCCGCCAUCCUUGUCGACUUUUCAGCAGAUACGUUGUCCUUCAGUCUGGGUCUAUGCUGCAGGGACGACGAAGACCCGAACAACGCCUUCCACCUUCCAACAUCGUCGGCGUUCCUGUUACUCCAGGUGUGCCCGCGUUACGAACACCAAUGUCUAGAUCUGCUAUGCCUGCUUAUAUAUGGUUGA
Haliotis rufescens (red abalone) is the source of this 585-nucleotide messenger RNA. RefSeq lists its product as uncharacterized. Gene Ontology annotation, cellular component: membrane. Bases 1 to 585 code for a protein of 194 amino acids. The transcript has 3 exons. Gene Ontology annotation, molecular function: wide pore channel activity. NCBI's taxonomy places the organism in Eukaryota, Metazoa, Mollusca, Gastropoda, Lepetellida, Haliotidae. The record is from RefSeq and is a predicted model, not a curated record.